AGCGGCGUGUCGGCGGAGGAGGAGAGAGCUGGCAACUGGCAAGCAGUCACCGCGCCGUCUCCUUGCCCGGUCGUCUCGUCUCGGCCAAACAGAGGAGGGGGGAUGGGAUCCAGCCCAGCAGCCAACCCAACCGCUCGAUACCCUUCUUCGCUGCCUUGCUAGCUGCUGCUAUAUACCCUCCCCCUCUGCUCUGCUCGGGUCUCCUCUCCCAGAUCUCCGGCGCUGCACACCCGCAAGCCGAAGCGACCUGCGAGGGGACGCGACGAAUUCCAUCGGACAGACUCCGCUUGCCAUCAGGCGCUAUGGCGUUCGAUGCCUUCACCGACAAGAACGCCGUCUUCCGCCGCCUCAAGGCCAAGCCCGAGAACAAGAUGUGCUUCGACUGCAACGCCAAGAACCCCACCUGGGCCUCCGUCACCUACGGCAUCUUCCUCUGCCUUGACUGCUCCGCCGUCCACCGCAGCCUCGGCGUACACAUCACCUUCGUCAGGUCAACGAACCUAGAUUCAUGGACUCCAGAUCAGCUGAAGAUGAUGGCUUUUGGAGGCAACAAUCGGGCUCUUGCAUUCUUCAAACAACAUGGAUGGACUGAUGGUGGCAAAGUCGAUGCAAAGUAUACAUCAAGAGCUGCUGAAUUGUACAGGCAGAUACUUUCAAAGGAGGUUGCUAAGAGUUCCGCUGAUAACAACUUGCCGUCGUCACCUGUCGUAGCUUCUGAGCCAUCGAAUCCAUCCAAUGAUUUCCCUGAAUUCAAGCUCUCGGAUGCACCAGUAGAGAAUACAAAUGGGAAGCAGGAACCUAAUUCACCAAAAGCUCCUCCCCGUUCGCCAAAAGCCCCUACCCAUCCCACUUUUGUCAGUUCUGUAAAGAAGCCCAUUGGUGCAAAGAAGGUUGGAGGCAAGACUGGAGGGCUUGGUGUUCGAAAGCUUACUACAAAGCCAAAUGAAAGCCUAUAUGAUCAGAAACCCGAAGAGCCUAAACCUGCUGUGCCUUCCUUGACUACUUCAACUACAAAAAGUGGCCCAUCUUUGCAUUCACGUUUUGAGUACCUGGAGAAUGAGCCAUCAGCUGAUUCAAGAACUGAAGGAUCUCAUAUGACUGGCCAUGUAGCACCACCAAAAUCAUCAGACUUCUUUCAAGAGUAUGGGAUGGGUAAUGGGUUCCAAAAGAAAUCAAGCACAGCUACCUCAAAAACUCAGAUUCAGGAAACUGACGAAGCAAGGAAAAAAUUCUCGAAUGCAAAGGCGAUUUCAUCAUCUCAAUUUUUUGGUACUCAAAACAGAGAAGAGAAAGAGGCUCAGCUAUCCCUUCAAAAAUUUGCGGGUUCUUCAUCCAUUUCAAGCGCUGAUCUUUUCGGUCGUGAUGUGGACAAUUCUAAUGUGGACAUAAGUGCUGCAGAUCUCAUCAACAGAAUAUCUUUCCAGGCUUCCCAGGAUCUGUCUUCACUCAAGGACAUAGCUGGAGAGACUGGAAAGAAGUUGACAUCUUUGGCCUCCAAUUUCAUCAGCGACCUUGACAGAAUCCUUUGAGCGGGCCACUGGAGUCUGCACCGGAAUACUGCUUCAAGUUGUGACCGCGGUGCAUUGCCGAUCAUUCCAAGCAUUUCUUGCACAGUUCUGUAGAGGAUAAUAGAAGAUUCUUAUUACGCGUUUGUAUUUUGACCAUUGUUCCAAACCUGUCCACAUGAAGAUAUUUAAUUUGUUCCUUCACAACGGUGAAGCAUACGCUCAUAUACAUCCAUGUUACUUGUAUCUUGGUACAAAAGUCUUACUGUCCUGUGCCUGUGGUAAAUGAAACCAAUACGGAUGUUUUCACAGUGAUUUGGAAACUGUCACAAACUGUAUCAUUGUAUGACACAUGGGUCCUGGGGAGUUUUUUUUAUUUUAUUUUGGGUCGUUUCGUCA
Phragmites australis (common reed) is the source of this 1904-nucleotide messenger RNA. RefSeq names its product probable ADP-ribosylation factor GTPase-activating protein AGD9. The record is from RefSeq and is a predicted model, not a curated record. Gene Ontology annotation, biological process: COPI coating of Golgi vesicle. The transcript is spliced from 7 exons. Bases 303 to 1529 code for a protein of 408 amino acids. NCBI's taxonomy places the organism in Eukaryota, Viridiplantae, Streptophyta, Magnoliopsida, Poales, Poaceae. Gene Ontology annotation, molecular function: GTPase activator activity.